Saprolegnia parasitica CBS 223.65 is the source of this 180-nucleotide messenger RNA. RefSeq lists its product as hypothetical. The transcript has 2 exons. The record is from RefSeq and is a predicted model, not a curated record. Lineage: Eukaryota; Oomycota; Saprolegniomycetes; Saprolegniales; Saprolegniaceae. Bases 1 to 180 code for a protein of 59 amino acids.
AUGCGUGGGUCGCGUCCCUCUACUACCUGGAUAUUUGGGUCAACAUCACCAACUUUGGCGUCGCGACGAUGCAAAUUCAGGUCAGCGACGACUUGGGUCUUGUACUGCAAGGUGUCCUUUACCUCGCACGCUCGGUCUGGUUUGCAUAUUGGGGUCUCUGCCUGGUUUCCUUCCUACUGA